AUGUUGCCUGUCGGGGCCGGGAUGAGAGUCCCUACCACGGCACUUGUAGCACUGGUUUAUGAUGAGCGCGCUUCUGUACGAGCCAAUGCAUGGAGACCCCGUGUGCCAAUCCCGCAAGACACAGGACUCGAAGACGAUGAAGCGCAGAACGGUCCUUUGGAGUUGAUCCAAGAGGUUGCAUUCGACCUGAUCGGUCGACGAUCCGACAACUGUGAGAUAGAAACUGUUUUACGAAAUGUGAACAGGUGCAUCUGGACCAUAGGACCUUACCCUGAUUGGGCUGAUGAGCGAGCGAAAAGGUUGUGGUCCCCAAUACUGGGGAUCAAGUCUUUGUUCGUCUCACUCUCAGUGAUCGAUGAGCAAGUCCUUGGCGUAACCUAA
Gregarina niphandrodes is the source of this 381-nucleotide messenger RNA. RefSeq lists its product as hypothetical. NCBI's taxonomy places the organism in Eukaryota, Apicomplexa, Conoidasida, Eugregarinorida, Gregarinidae. The transcript has a single exon. Bases 1 to 381 code for a protein of 126 amino acids. The record is from RefSeq and is a predicted model, not a curated record.